Dromiciops gliroides (monito del monte) is the source of this 4054-nucleotide messenger RNA. It is a transcript of the gene RAB22A, whose product is annotated as RAB22A, member RAS oncogene family. The transcript has 7 exons. Lineage: Eukaryota; Metazoa; Chordata; Mammalia; Microbiotheria; Microbiotheriidae. Gene Ontology annotation, molecular function: GTP binding; GTPase activity. The record is from RefSeq and is a predicted model, not a curated record. Bases 36 to 620 code for a protein of 194 amino acids.
GCGGCGGCGACGGCGGCAGGCCGAGCUCCCUGGACAUGGCUCUGAGGGAGCUGAAAGUUUGUCUGCUGGGGGAUACAGGUGUAGGUAAAUCAAGUAUUGUAUGGCGGUUUGUAGAAGACAGUUUUGAUCCAAACAUCAAUCCAACAAUAGGAGCAUCCUUUAUGACCAAGACUGUCCAAUAUCAAAAUGAGCUGCAUAAAUUCUUGAUUUGGGAUACGGCUGGACAAGAACGAUUUCGUGCCUUAGCACCAAUGUACUACCGAGGUUCGGCAGCAGCUAUAAUCGUUUAUGACAUCACAAAAGAAGAAACAUUUUCAACAUUAAAGAAUUGGGUGAAAGAGCUUCGACAGCAUGGGCCACCUAAUAUUGUUGUUGCUAUUGCAGGAAAUAAGUGUGACCUUAUUGAUGUACGGGAAGUCAUGGAAAGAGAUGCUAAAGACUAUGCUGAUUCCAUCCAUGCAAUUUUUGUAGAGACCAGUGCUAAAAAUGCGAUAAACAUAAAUGAACUCUUUAUAGAAAUUAGUCGAAGAAUUCCAUCAACAGAUACUAAUCCCUCAUCUAGUGGUAAGGGCUUCAAAUUAAGAAGACAGCCUUCAGAGCCAAAGCGAAGCUGUUGUUGACUGAUAUUCAGCAAUUCAGACUUAAUUAUAAAGUAGGUGGUCCUGAAAGUUAAUGGGGGUGUUUUGACUAUAUGUGUUUUGAAUUUUCACCUGGCUGAUCAUCGUACACAGAGAGCCUACAGAAAUCAACCAGUUUGUUUCUAGGAUCCUUGACUUCCUGAAGACUGCAGUUGUGAAAUUUCAGUCUGUUUACUUCUAUUAUGUAAAGAAUUUCUUGUAUUCAAAGAGAAUACAGCAUUGAAAUUUUGACCUUACUGAAGAGGAAUGUGUCAUUGUAUGGUUAUUAGCAUUAAAAUGUUUAAUAGUUUUGUAAUCAAGAUUUUGUCAUGUUUUGUAAAGGGAAAAUGAGCACUUUUGUGGUUCUUGAAACAAUAGGCCUUGUAGAAAUUGUAAUUUUGAGACUUAGAUUACUUCCCAUUAUCAUUGCUAUAGUAAGCUGUACCAUUUUAAAUUUGAGUGCAUAUCCAUAGUGGAAGGAGGGUAAUUAUUACUUUGUAUUCAAAAUAAGUUAUUUAUAAAACUGAUGGAAAGGAUCUCAUCCCCUACCAUCCCUAAAGCACUUUUCAUUGAAGGUAUUAGCCAUGGAUGGAUACAUGCAAUGAAUUAAAAACAUUAAAUAACCCUUUUUUUUUUAAACUAUAAUUUAUGUUUAGGCAGAUGCAUCAUUAGCACCUUUUUAAAUAAUAGCUUAUGAAUCAAGAUAGUGGUAGUAGAAAACAUAGCUGGAACACAGGAAACUAAAAAUGUUUUGAACUGACUGGCAAUAAAAAAAAGCAGUAGUGUAAAUGCUGUCAAUGUUUUUAUUUAACCCAAGUUUUUUUUGGGGGGGGAAUUAUUUUUUGUUUAGCACAUGUAAAGUUUUAUAAUAUAUUUAUGAGACCCAUACUUAACUCAUUAUAAACUCUGUAAAUACAAUAGAAAAUUCAAAGAUUUUCAUUCAGUAUCCCAUUUAGGCUUACAUCUAGGCCUAUGUAUACUCAUCUAUUCAAGUUUUCCUUGAGGAAACAGUAUACUUUUUGAAGCACGUUUGUGAUGUUCUAAGAAGAACAAAUAGAACUUGAAUUGAAAAUACUAUCAGGGGGCAGCUAGAUGGCGCAGUGGAUAAAGCACCGGCCCUGGAUUCAGGAGUACCUGAGUUCAAAUCCAGCCUCAGACCCUUGACACUUACUAGCUGUAUGACUCUGGGCAAGUCACUUAACCCCAAUUGCCUCACACAAAAAAAAAAAAGAAAGAAAAGAAAAAAAAAAAGAAAGUACUACCAGAUUUUAUCUGCUGGCCCCACUGUACUGUGGGUGAGCAUAUUAGGUUACAUACUACCUUGACAGCAUCCACUCUUACCCUGCUUGGAGCAAGUGAAAGGGAGUCUUAAGUCAUUUACCUGAUGUCUGUAACAAUUAAUUACUCUUUUAGCCUCGGGGCAAACCUAAUGUCAGUUUUUUUUGGGGGGGGGGGUUGGUUUUUUUUAAAGAAUCUUUCAUUUUAGCAGUUCCUCUUUACCAUUAGUAUCCUUUUAUUUUUGCCUGCCCAUGCUAGUGGUAACUCUCCCACUUAGGGAUAUAAUAAGUUUUUCAUAUAACCUAAAAAUAGAGCAGUUAACUAUGCUAUCUGGAAAAAUUUUUUUCUUGGUCUAAUUUGGCAUUUCGCCUUAUUUUUAUUUUUGUUUUUUUAACUAAAGGAAAUUUUCAAGAUUAAGGAAUGAAGCAGCUAGGACUGUAAACUAAAUUGUGAAUUCAGAACUUCCCUUAUGUUGAAUAAAAAGUAUUUUUAAUAAUAAUUGUUAUAUGUACAUGCAUUGGUAUAUAUGGAUUCUAAUGGAAAAUUAUCUACAACAUUACAAACAUCUUAAGCUCUUCAACUUUGGGAUAUAUAAUGUCAGAAUGAAGCAGUGCAGUGAAAGUUCUGACAGUAUUAUAUUUUUAAAAUAAAUUUAACUACCUAAUGUCUUCUUGUCAUUAGUUAACAAACUUGGAAGGAAAAUGUACAAGUUCCUCUUAAAUUUCAGGAGAAAUUGGAACCUGGCGUUAACUUUAUACAUACUCUCAUGUACUUCAGCUACUCUGUUGAUAUUAUUUCUAUUGCUUUGCUGUGCCCUUACAAAAUAGCAAAAUACAAAUGUGCUUGGAGGUUGAUGAAUUACCAACUAGACAAUGAAUGCCUUUGUGACCCUUCCUACCUUUUUUAUAUCUAUAAAAAAAUUUAACAAAAAACAAAAAACCUUAGGUUUUACAUUCCUGCCACCAAAUAAAGCAACUGAAUUUCAUGCUGCUAUACUGGUUUAGUGUCUAGAAGGUGUUAAGGCACUUCAUGGUUUCCAGUUCUAUUGUAUCAUUUAAUGGCGUAUCUUAACACAAGUAAAUCCCUUCAGCCAUUAGCAAACAAUUUCUGUUUUUGCUUUCUGCUAUUUCCACACCAUAUGUAAAAUGGCAUGUAUUCCUAUGUCUUAUCAGGAUGAAUGGCUUCAAGUUUAUGCAUCCAUAACUUUUCCAUAUACAUUUCAGGGACCUUUUUCUCUCUUUACCCUUCUCCCUGUCACCCCUCUAUCCAAGAAAUUGGUAUAAUACUGUGUAUGAUGCUCCAGAGACUAUAAAAUGAAGUAAGAAUGGAACCUCAAAUAUUCAACUGCUAUCCAUUGAAGACAAAGUUAUGAUGUCCCUUUUUUGUAAUGCCUUUCUGACAUGUAAAGAUGAUACCAAAAUUUGUAGGCAGUAUUUUAUUUUACACAUUUUUAAAUGGUUACAAAUCAAACCACAAAUCAUUCAUACUGCCUGUUUUGCAGUCUUAUACUAUAUUACAACUGUAUUUGAAAGAAACAGUGAAAGGAGCUUGGCCUCAAUUGUGAUGACCUGAGUUUCAUUCCCAUCUCUAAUAGAUCCAUAGUAACUAUUGUAUCUUGGGAGAGUUCCUCACCCCCUCAGUGCCCUAGACAAUUCUCUAAAAUGAUGUUACAAAGAAGGUGCCAUUCUACAUUGGGACAGUUUCUCAUUCAAAGCACCCUACCUACACAAAUGAAAUCAUGGAUUGGGUGUAGAAAAUAAAUGAAAGAAAAAGUAUCAUACAGUUGCCUACCAUAGAAUUCCUUUUGACUCCCAGCUAAUGACAGGGAAUUGAAAAGGGUUUGAGGCCUUUUUAAAAAAAAUUUUUUGCUCUAAAUGUAUGUUUGCUCCUUUUUUAAAUAGUUGAAAUGUAUUCAAUCUGACUGCCUAACCCUAGAAACAACUAGUCUCUAGAACUUUUAGAUGUUUUCUGAUUUACAAAUAUCAGUUUGUUUGGGGAUUAUUACAACAUAAUUGUAACUAGUCAUCAUAUUUAGAAAUGAUUUUCAAUUUGGGGAUAUGGGAGUAGGGGGCUGUGUUGAGGAGACAUUAGGAUUUAAUUCACAGUAUAAAUUCCUAACCCCUCGGGAAUUUUGCUAUUAACUUAAACACAUUAUAAAA